This is a messenger RNA of Paramecium sonneborni, 1103 nucleotides long. The record is from the annotation of a GenBank genome assembly. NCBI's taxonomy places the organism in Eukaryota, Ciliophora, Oligohymenophorea, Peniculida, Parameciidae.
AUGAUGGGUAAAUAAUGGGGACCGAACAAUGUAAUGUCAUGAAUUUAUUAGCCUAGGAUGGUUGUUUUUAUGGCUAAUAUGAUUGUCCUGAAUAUUGUGAACAUUGUCAUCAAGGUUUAUGUUUAAAAUGCAGUAAAAUUUCAAGUUAACUUGAUAAUCUUACUAAUUAAUGUCUAACAUUUUGUGGAGAUGGAUAUUUAACAAAUUAAGAAUAUUUUGAUGAUGAAAAUAACAUUCUAUAUGAAGGUUGUUAUGAAUGUAAAUUCUAACGUAAUUAAUUUUGUCAGAUUUGUGAAAAUGGUAUAUGUUUUGAAUGUCAGUUAGGAUAUUCUUUAAAUAAAUUACAAAAUAUUUGUGAUAGUGUUUGUGGAAAUGGUAUUAUUACACAUAAUGAAGAAUUUGAUAAUGGUAAUUUAUAAUUAUUAAAUGAAUGUUCAAAUUGUAAACUUUAGUGUUAAGAAUAAUGUAUUAUUUGUGUUAAUGGAUAAUGUCUUGAAUGUAUAUAAGAUGGCUGGUAAUUAAAUUUGAUUGAUAUGAAUUGUUAACCAAUUUGUGGUCACCAAUUAGUAUUAAGUAAUGAAUAGUGUGAUGAUGGUAAUGAUAAAGAGAAUGAUGGUUGUGCUAAUUGUUUUUUUAAAUGUUAGGAUGAAUGUACUUUGUGUGAAUUUGGAAAAUGUAGAGAGUGUGGUUAUGAAGGUUGGGAACUAAUUGUUAAUGAAUGUUUUCCUAUAUGUGGAGAUUAUUUAGUUUUAGGUAAUGAAGAAGGUGAUGACGGAAAUAGGAUUCGUUCAGAUGGAUGUUUUGAAUGUAAAUAUUUAUGUUAAGAUUAAUGUAAUGAUUGUGUAGGUGGUUAUUGUAAAGCUUGUAACACUAGAGGUUGGGAAUUUAAUAAAAUAAUAUUUGUGUUACUGUAUGUGGAGAUGGUAUCGUUAUUAAUUUAAAUGAAUAAUGUGAUGAUGGUAAUGAUAUACCAUAUGAUGGUUGUUAUUUAUGUGAAUUUUAAUAUGAAUAAUUAUGUACAUUAUGUGAAUAAGGAAUAUGUGUUGAAUGUAAUUAAUUAGGAUAUAUAUCAAAGAUAAUAAUUGUACUCCUUAUUUUGGUGA